CAGGUGGAAAUAACUGAUGUCAUCUCCUGCGUGGGGAACUAGGGAUCACCCGAUAUAUCGACCAUCCCAUAUAUCGACCACCAAUAUAUCGACGGGUCAUUGCUUAUUUCAUCAAAAUUUGGAUUUGUUUUAAACUGAUCUUCUUGAUUGUUUUUCUGCCUAAGUGAAUUUUUCCACGGAUCAAUUAGUAUACAAUAUUUCUAUACAUUAGCAAAGCUUUUUGAAACUUAAACUAAGAAUGCCAUUCUUCUUUAUUUAAAGAUUUAGCAGGCUUAAAAAGCUUGAGUUUUUCUACCAUUAAUAAAAUAUAUGGAUAUAAUGUGUGAGACUUUGUCAUAGGUCAUUUAUUUGACCUGUAGAUUUGACAUAAAUUUUAUUUAUUUAGACUUUAGACAUAGUUUAUGAUAAUGAAAUCAAGUCAGCCAAAUUCUUAUACAUUUCAAGUGCGUACUACGAAAAGGGAAGGGUCAUUUCAGCUAAAGAAGUUGCCGCUUAUUCAUAAAGAAGUUAAACUCACCCAUCAAAGAAUUCAUUGGAUACAAUAUUUACAUGAAAAAGAAAAUGACUUUUUUCUAACUUUUGAAAGUAGCAAUUCUGGAAUUUAUGAUGUUUUAGUAACCUGCAAAGACCAAGUUGAAGGGAAAGAAAACUGUUUUCCAAAUGGGAACAUUCUAACUGCACAACUAGAUACAUAUAGUUAUUUCUUAAGAUCACUGGACAAAAAUUAUCGAAACGGAAAGAUAUCUUUAAUUUUGAAAUUUGAUGCAAGCCAGGUUUUGUGUAUUCACAUUGUACUUGAAGAUUUAGCCUUUCAAAAUGCAGACGAGUUUGAUUCUGUAACAAAAUUAUCAAGUAAUAUAUUUGCAGGUACUGACAGUACUGUGAAACCAAUACUGCAGUACCUUUACUCUCUAAAAGAUGACUGUGUGCAAUAUGAAGAAUCUACACCAGUUAUCAAAAAGGAUGUUCAUGAUCUAUACCAAUACAUCAAAAAUCAUCACACAUCACAAUUUCGUUGUUAUUUUAAUAACAAAUGCAAGCAGGACAUAAAUAAAGCUUCUAAUAUUCCCAAUCAAAUUUACCCAAUCACUGAUGACAAUAAAGUUGGUAACGAAUUACAAUCAACCGAUUUGCGCUUUAUAUAUCAACAUGAACUACUGAUUCCAUCUCUGAGAACAUAUCAGGCAAAAGCUAUCCAUUGGAUGAUAUUCAAAGAGAGAUACAAUUGUUAUGAAUCAGAGAAUCAUACAGACCUUCAUUCAUUGUGGCAAGAAAUUAUCUGCGAAGAUGGAAAUAAGAUCUACUUUAACCCUUAUAACACGGCUUUAUCGAAAAGGAAACCAACGUCCCAAGUGUUACCAAAAGGAGGUAUUCUUGCAGAUGAAAUGGGAUUAGGUAAAACUGUGGAAGUACUUGCAUGCAUACUAAACAAUCAAGCUAAAGAAAAGUUCAAACUUGUACUCACUGAUCCAAAAGAAGAGAAAAGAAAUGUUGAUAACGCUAUUGGUUAUUUGAAGUAUCCACAAAACAUUAUCCAAGGUGAAAAUGUAAGCAGUGAAGGUAAAAAAGAGGAUAUUUCAAGCAAUGAAGUUGUGACUGGUAUUCAAAAUGCUCCUAAUUGUUUCCGUGCUGAAAAACGUAAAUCAGUUACAAAUAACGAUGAGAUAUUGGUUAAAAAAUGUAAGACACUAGAUGUAAUCAAUCUUGACAAGGAAAGUACUGACUUUGAUAUCAUUAAAGAUGUCCUUUCUAAUUUGGUGGAUAAAUGCUGUGAGAAAAGUAAGAGAUACAUAGAGGACAUUGAAAAAGGGAGCAUUCAAUCAUCAGAUAGUGGAUUAGAUAACGGUGGACUUAAAAGUUGUAAUCAGCAAUCCCAAAAAUGUAGAGAAAACAUUUUAGGUGAAGAAAACACUCAUAAGGAUUCCUUUGAUGAUUUAUAUUUCUGCAAAUGUUUUGUUUGCGGUGAUUUACCCAAAGGUAUUAACAAUCACAACAAAGUUAAAUGCACUGAAUGCACAAAUGUCAUGCAUCAACAAUGUACUGGAUACAUGAAUUUAAAUGUCAGCAGUUACCAAUGCCCAACUUGUGCCAUGAAAGAGAUGAUAGACACUCAUUGCACUCUCAUUGUGUGCCCUGACACGCUACUUUCUCAAUGGGUGGAUGAAGUCCAAAAGCAUGUUAAAAUAGAGAAAUUUAAAUUUAUGGUUUACAGAGGCAUAAAAAAUCAUCAGUUUUUGCAGCCGAAGAUGUUGGCAGAAUACGAUUUAAUUAUUACAUCUUUUGGUACAUUACGGCUGGAUUUUUAUUACUUUAUGGCAGAUCAGGCCUCAAGAAAAUUACGGUAUCAAAAGAAAUAUGCUGCAUUGCCAUGCCCGUUACUAGCACUUAGAUUUUGGCGUAUGUGUAUUGAUGAGGCACAAAUGGUUGAAUCAGAUAGCACAAAGGUGGCAGAAAUGGCUUUAAGGAUAACUGCUGUUCAUCGUUGGUGUGUAACUGGAACACCCGUGCAGAAAACAGUAGAAGAUGUUUACGGAUUGUUGCUAUUUCUCUGUGUGAGACCCUACUCUUGUAAAGUUUGGUGGAAAAGAGCUUUGCUUGAUCAUUUUCAUGCUGGUGACCAUGAACCCUUUUUUAAACUAAUGUCAAAAGUAAUGUGGAGGACUUGCAAGGUUGACGUGGAGGAACAAAUUUGCCUACCAAAGCAGACAGAAUAUCUGACGUGGUUACAAUUCACUGCAGUGGAGCAUCAUUUCUACGCAAAACAGGCUGCAAAGUGUGCAGAAAGCACGAAAUAUCAUCUUAACAAAGAUUUCUCCUAUUUAAGUGAUUCGUUACAAUUGAAGGAUCUUAGUAAACAAACACUUAGUAAAUUGCUCUCUCCUUUACUUCAACUUCGACAAGCUUGUUGUCAUCCAGCUGUAGUAAGAAAUAGUCAUUUGAGUUCAGAGAAAAAGUGUGUUACCAUGGAACAACUGUUGGGGAAACUAACCUCCAAUGCUAAAGUUGAAGCUGCAGAAGCUCACCGAAAGUUACUAUGUUCUUUAAAUGCAUUAGCUGGCAUUGAGAUUUUGCAGGAGAAUUAUGUAAAGGCUGUCGAAAUUUACAAUAGUGUUAUUGCUUCGUGGGAAGAGCACAAUGAUUUGACUACAGACUCUUUACAGAAACUGCAUACCCUCCACAAUUUACACGAUAUCUUGUAUGAAUAUAUCGAUAGCCAUAACAGUGAUCACACUAAUAAAAUAAAGAAUGAUGCAGAAAGUUUUCGGUCGAAGUAUCUGGCUGAUAUUAACGGUGCAGUGCACAACAACAAGAUUUCGUUAGAACAGCUGAAUGAUGAUGUUACAAAAUGCAAAGAUCAGGUUGAUUUUAAAAAUCCAUGGUGGUUGAACCUUAUUUUGUUCUGUGCACAUAACAAUUUUAAAGAUGAUUUGUCGUAUCGCUUAAAUGAUGAACUAUCUGCAGUGAAAGGUUUAUCAAAUGUUAACAUCAGAGGAAAGUUCAAAACUCUGGAUGGUUUUCAACUUAUAUUCAAUCAACAGCUGGAGAAAAUUGAGGAGUACCGCACAAGUGUGUUGGAGAGUCUAAAUGUUAUUUCGACUUUUCCAAGCAAGCUUGCUGUACAAGAAACAGCAGAAUGUUGUUUACGUCCAGUUGAACAAUCUGAAACUCCAAGGUGCUGCUACUGCAGUGCAGAAGAUGUGAUAAAUAAUUAUGAGAAAGUUUUAUUUUCACAGCAAGGAUACAACACUUUCGAAAGCGACUCAACAGCAAGUGGUCUUCGAUCUGAAACUGAAUUAGACAGAGUAUUGAAGACAUUUUUAUCCUUUGCGAAAAAUUAUGGAUGUCAACAAGAUAUUGUGACACAAGGUAAAGAACACAUCAAGUAUCAAGAGAUGUUGAAAAAAGAGUUCAAAUGUAUAAGGAGUAUGUACAUAUCCUGCCAUCAUCGGGUGCAAGCACUCGAUGAGUUGGACAUGUGUACAAUGAGGUUACGCUUUCCUUUCGAGUGUGAAGAAGACAUUGAAAGUAAACCAUACGUUGUUAAGAAACACGAGCUUCACUCAGCCCAACUAACAUACGAAUCUGACAAGAUAAUUGCUCGUAACGAAUUGAAAGUGAAGGAGAGCCAACUCUUAUAUCUUCAAAAUUUAGCCAAGAUUCAGACAGAACAUGACGGCUUUAAUCCAGAGACAUGCCCUAUAUGUGUCUCGCAAUUCGGAGCCGAGUGGGCUGUUUUCAAGUGUGGCCACUGCAUAUGCUGCAAGUGCGUGGUCCAACUACAAAGCAGGUCGUUUGUAUAUGUACGUAACAACAAGGCGUCAUUGAGGUGUCCGAUAUGUCGCGCAGUAACUAGUAGCAACGACGUGUCAUUUGUUGUGACCAAGUUAAAGAAGCCUGAAGGAUUCGACGCUGGUGUAUCUAUUAAGGGUGGAUACUCGACUAAAAUCGAAGCUGUCCUCAGACGCAUCAAAUGGAUACACGAGCAAGAUAGCCGAAAUAAGAUCCUUGUAUUUUCAAAAUGGAUGGAUGUCUUACAGCACAUCGGAUCUGCUCUUCGCGAAAACGAAAUCCUCUAUAAAGUAUUGGACGGUAGUGCGAAACACUUUCAGACUUCGCUGUCGUCUUUCAAGGAAAGCGUCGACAUUAAUGUUUUGUUGAUGUUGCUUCACACAGGAGCUAGAGGAUUGAAUAUAAUCGAGGCAACUCAUGUUAUACUUGUUGAGCCAGCUCUUAAUCCGGGUGAUGAAUUGCAAGCUGUUGGGCGAGUUCAUCGGAUUGGACAGACAAAGGCGACAUAUGUGCAUCGUUUUGUAAUAAAAGGCACCGUGGAGGAAAGAAUGUAUUCUUUACUGAAGACUAGAACGCAGAUUGAACGAAAUAUAAACACUGGUUUAACCGUGGGUGAUUUAACUUCGCUGUUCAUUUGAACUUGUCUGUCAAGUGCACGAUGCGAUGUUAUGUUGGUUACAUUUUUGGCGCGAAACUAAGUUAUGCUUGAAUGUAAAAUCGAAGAAGUUUUUAGAAUUUUAUGUGCAUAUUCUUAUAUUAUAUUUAUUCUAUUUAUAAAAAGAUUUUAUAAGUACAUGGGAUUUUCCUGA
This is a messenger RNA of Hydractinia symbiolongicarpus, 5099 nucleotides long. RefSeq names its product E3 ubiquitin-protein ligase SHPRH-like. The coding region runs from base 402 to 4928 and encodes 1508 amino acids. Lineage: Eukaryota; Metazoa; Cnidaria; Hydrozoa; Anthoathecata; Hydractiniidae. Gene Ontology annotation, molecular function: ATP-dependent chromatin remodeler activity; ubiquitin protein ligase activity; ATP binding. The record is from RefSeq and is a predicted model, not a curated record. Gene Ontology annotation, biological process: protein polyubiquitination; DNA damage response. Gene Ontology annotation, cellular component: nucleus. The transcript is spliced from 23 exons.